Aspergillus ibericus CBS 121593 is the source of this 2437-nucleotide messenger RNA. RefSeq lists its product as uncharacterized. Gene Ontology annotation, cellular component: transcription factor TFIID complex. Gene Ontology annotation, biological process: DNA-templated transcription initiation. The transcript is spliced from 2 exons. Lineage: Eukaryota; Fungi; Ascomycota; Eurotiomycetes; Eurotiales; Aspergillaceae. The coding region runs from base 271 to 1983 and encodes 570 amino acids. The record is from RefSeq and is a predicted model, not a curated record.
CAACACCGUUGGCCCCGUCAACUUCACUCGCUCCCACUCGCGCUCGACGCUUCGCCAGGACAUCCCGAACGACCUCGCAUCCGGUUUCCAUGUCGAACCCGAUGUCCUGACAUGGUUCCAGUUGGUGGCGGUGGCGGUUAAAGUAGUCCGCCCGGUUCUAUACAUACAUACAACGCGAAACUCCUCCGUCCGGCGUCCAGAGCCGUGACUUGACUCGGCCGUCAAUAUCCUAAAUUCGACCUUGUAUUGAAGCUGCGAAUUCCAGCCAUCAUGGCGCAACCACAGCCACAACAUCUGACUCAGUCCUUCUCUCCGCCGGGUUCCUCCCCUUCACCUGGCGCUCCAUCGCCAGUGAAUGGAGGUGUCCCACCACCUUUCAAGCGCCAACGCCUUUCACCUCUCCCUCAGUCCCAGUCUCCUUACGCCUCACCUAGCUUUGGGACUCUGCAACUGCCACAACACCAGCCCACUCCUCUGAAUGGAGCCAAUCUGGGCAUGAAUGGCAUGCCUCAAAGUCCGGCUCCUCCACCUCCACCUCCAGGCGCAAUGGGUCCUCCAUCUCGACCGGCAGAAAAGGCGACGGAUGCUGCUGAGCUGACUGACGUGCUGGCGUCAUCGGGUAUUGAUGUUCGGGAAGAAGAAGCCUACCUGACCAGCAGCUAUUCAGGCCCUGGCGUGCAGGCUCAACAACCGCCUCGCCCUCAACAGCCACCAAUCCCGCAACAGCAGCCGCCACCACCCGCUGUGAACACCUCUUUCGCUUCACAAGCAUCGACUGGAACAGUUUCUACGGCCCCUAGUUUCGGCGAACCGUCGCCAUACAAACCGCCGACGACACAGGAUUCCUUCUACGCGGAGCCGUCAACCCAGCCUCCUGCUCCUUUCAAAGAUCCCAACGAACCGACUCGCGAGGACACCGAAGCAGCUAGGCGCGCACAAUAUCAUCUACAACACUCAUUCCUAUUGACCAAGGUCCUGGAGCAAAAGUUGCAGAAGCGUGGAUUUGAACUGGGUGUUCGGAUUCCGGCCGAGGGUCUGUACCAUCCCGUACCCGGCCGCCAACAGCCUAUCGAAGUUACUGGACCAGAUGGGUCAUCGAUCAUACGUUCUGGUCAGACCAUCUUGAAUCAGACUGGCGCACCUUUGUUAGACAUACUUAGUUUGAUGUCUAUCUCGUGUGAGGAACGGCUGCGAACGGUGGUCGAUUAUUCUUCAACACUUGCUAGAAGCCGACGCGCACAUUCGCACGGAGUUGUUCCCGCUGACUGGGAGGACAUGGCGGCUUCGGCUAAUGCUGUCAAUGGGAGUGUUGGGACCCCCAGCACCCCAGCCAAGCGGCCUUUGUCGGCAACUGAGCAACAGGGUACCAGAUCAAUGUCUGAAAAGUAUCGCUUGCUUAUGGACAAGGACAACUCGAGCGAAGAUGCCCGGGCAGCGAAACGGGCUAAGCGCAGUGCAAGUGCCAUUCUGGGAGAAGGUGGAGCAAUCCGGGCGGAAUCCGUCGAUAUCCCUGGCUCUGGUGCUUCGACACCGAUCGGGGAGAGAGCUCCUAGUCUCGACAAGAAGGGGAUGUCGAAGAAGGAGGCUCGGAAGCUGAUGGAUGCCAAAGCCAGCGAGGCCCAGCAACAUCAGCAGUCGGUGGAGACCGCACGACUGGCUACUAAUAGCAUGCUGUCUGGUCGCAUGUUUGGUACUAAGAAAUCUUACUCCUGGCUGAAUCGCGGCCCAGCAACUGGCAGUGGAUUCUCUACGCCAUCACGUGUCAACACCGCCACGCCGCCUGCCAGCACUGACAAACCUGGACGCUCCGGGGAGCCCGCAGCCGCGCCCGCGAAACGUCUAGGGACCUGGCGAGAGGAUAAGGACAAGGGCGCCGGCAUCCAGGUUCGGGACGUCCUGUUUAUGCUUGAGCUGGAUGGCAGAGGCCCUCGGCACGUACAAAAAGCGUACUCGAAGGAUGUGAAGGAGGACCGAGCGGAAUAAGAUGAUGUGGUAUCUCUCGUUUCAGCGUUUCGAGGUUCCAUUUGGUUUCCGUACUGUAACUGCGCAGGAUCGUGGUUAUUUGGCAAGGUGGCAUACUCAGCAGUGCUCAAUUCGUUGUGACUACUAUUCAUUGUAUGUGCAUUUGCUCGUUUCUUCGCAUGCGACGAGAGGCUCCCAGAUCAUCAUCGGAGUCAUUCCUUUGCAUAUGAUGCCAUUUGCUCUCUUUUCACUAACCUGUUUAAUUGCCAUGGGUCGGCACGAUUCUCGCCUUGGAUGUAUUACUUUUCAUACCCCUGUGUUACGGAGGGAACUCUGGACUGAGCCACAAGGCAGAAGAAAUGAAACGGACGGAAAUGAAAGAAACGAUAUGGAAACCACCCUGCUCCGUGCUGUGCCGUCACGGCAUCGGAUCCUCUCAGAUGGCAUGACAUGGCCUCCUCCUUCGUAGUGAUAG